Molecule: messenger RNA, 184 nt
Organism: Anisakis simplex (herring worm)
Lineage: Eukaryota; Metazoa; Nematoda; Chromadorea; Rhabditida; Anisakidae
Source: the annotation of a GenBank genome assembly
GUGAUAACACCAGAAGAAAUAAUCGCCAAAGAGCCAUCGUCUGACAUGGCCGAAACGCAGGUGUUUGGGGAUAUUAGCAAUUCAGAUGAUGACGAUAAAACAGUCGUACACAAGCAGCAAAAACAACCUCUUAAUUCAUCUCCAUUACCAUCGUCCACAAAUGAACACUAACAUUUGCGAUUAG